CUCCCCAUCUUCUUCCCCAAACAAAAUAGUAAUAAAUAAAAGAAGAGCGUGUUUGGGGAGAGAGAAUAACAGGAGGAGCUUGGAGACGUACAAGAAAAUUUAGCAAUGGCUGGCCGGGGGUUCGAGCUGGCCGCGUUGUUGUGCCUGGCGUUGGUGGUGGCUGUCCGGGCUGAGGAUCCUUACCUGUUCUACACCUGGAAUGUGACUUAUGGCACCAUCUCCCCUCUGGGUGUACCUACACAGGCCAUCCUCAUCAACGGCGAAUUCCCGGGCCCUAAGAUCAACUGCACAACCAACAACAACAUUUUCGUCAACGUUUUCAACAACCUUGACGAGCCUUUCCUCCUGACAUGGCAUGGGAUUCAACAGAGGGGAAAUUCGUGGUUGGACGGGACACCGGGGACAAUGUGCCCCAUCCAACCAGGCCAGAACUUCACCUACCGGAUGCAGUUCAAGGACCAGAUUGGCAGCUACUACUACUACCCGUCCCUCGGAUUACAGAAGGCCGCCGGUGGAAUUGGCGCCAUCAACAUCCACAGCCGCAUCUUUGUCAAAGUCACCUAUAAUGACAGAUUCGCCCCCGACCUCAACUUUUUGUUGGGGGAUUGGUUCAACAAGGGUCACAAGGCACUCAGGAAGUCGUUGGACGCCGGCCGGUCCAUGGGCAAGCCGGAUGGGCUCCAGAUCAAUGGCAAGUCCGGCAAGGUCGGAGACGACAAGCUCGAGCCAUUGUACACGGUGGAGGCUGGCAAGAGCUAUAGGUUCCGGUACUGCAAUGUGGGUUUGAAGACUUCUGUCAACAUCAGGCUCCAAGGCCAUCAAAUGAAGCUUGUUGAGCUGGAGGGCUCUCACACUGUCAAGAAUAAGUACAAUUCUGUUGACUUGCACGUUGGUCAGUGUAUGACGAUGCUCGUCAUUGCUGACCAGGAACCAAAGGACUAUUACCUAGUGGUGUCGAGCAGGUUUGUCAAACCUGUUCUCACCACUGUAGGUAUUAUCCGUUAUGUUAAUGGCAAGGGCGCGCCAGCCAAGGAGCUCCCGCCGCCUCCUCCGGAAGGCAUCGCCGGCUUUGCCUGGUCCAUCAACCAGUUCAAGUCCUUCCGCUGGAACCUGACGGCUAGCGCUGCUCGUCCCAACCCUCAGGGCUCGUACCACUAUGGCCAAGUCCCCGUUAACCGAACCAUCAGGCUGGUGAGCUCGAAGAGUCAGGAGAAAGGUAAGCUCAGGUACGCCAUCAACGGAGUGUCACACGUCGACCCUGACACCCCAUUGAAGCUUGCAGAGUACUAUGGAGUCGGGGACAAGAUUUACAAGAAUGACACCAUGCCUAAAGAACCCCCGGCCGAUCCCAGGGCGUUUCAGCUCAUCCCCAAUGUCCUCAACACAACCCUCCAUGAAUUUGUGGAGAUUGUGUUCGAGAACAGGGAGAAGACAAUGCAGACAUGGCACUUCAACGGGUAUGCAUUCUUUGGAGUGAACAUUGAGCCUGGCAGGUGGAGCCCGGAGAGGAGGAAGUACUACAACCUUAUUGAUGCAGUGAGCCGGCACACGAUCCCGGUGUUCCCGGGGACAUGGGCAUCCAUCUUGUUUGGAUUCGAGAACACCGGAAUGUGGAACCUGAAGGUGGAAAACGCAGAGAGGAGCUACUUGGGACAGCAGUUGUACUUCAGUUGUCUCUCCCCUGAGCGCUCGAUUAGGGAUGAAAAUAGCUUGCCAGACGAUGUGCAGUUGUGUGGCAUUGUCAAGGACUUGCCAAAGCCUCCUCCAUAUGCUCCUUAUAAUGCAAGGCCAAAGAAGAAGAAGAGUGAGGCCAGUGAGGCCAAAGAUGCUGAUGAGGCAGAGAAAAAUGGCACUGAUAAAGACGAUAAGGAGGGUAAUUAAGAUAAAAGUGGAGGACUACUUCUUAAUUAAUUUAAGUAAUUAAUAAGAAGUGAAGAGUUUUAAUUUUUAAUGUACAGAGUUAAGGAGGAUGGAACAAACAUGUCCUGGCUGAUUUUCGGAUUAUGCAUGUAUCAAACAUUUGGGGAAUUUAUUGAAUUUAUAUUUUUAUAUAAUUAUUCUUAAUAUGAUCAUAUAUAGUAUAUACUCUCUCAAUUAUUUG
This is a messenger RNA of Cornus florida, 2101 nucleotides long. RefSeq names its product L-ascorbate oxidase homolog. Lineage: Eukaryota; Viridiplantae; Streptophyta; Magnoliopsida; Cornales; Cornaceae. The transcript has a single exon. Gene Ontology annotation, molecular function: copper ion binding; oxidoreductase activity. Bases 106 to 1881 code for a protein of 591 amino acids. The record is from RefSeq and is a predicted model, not a curated record.